UCUUUCGCCCUUUUUGAGAGAACGAGAGCGGUAAAAAACUAAAAAAAUUUAAAGCCAAUUUUGAUGGUUAAAUCCUCAGAUUUUUUUUUUUACCUUCAUUAGACAAUUUUUUCUAAAUUAAAUUUUCUUUUUCAUUUUUAUGCUCUGCUAGCGAGGGAUUUUCUUUGAUCGGAUCUCUGGACUUUGGCAUUUGAAAAUGAUGGAGGAAUCUUCAAGCACGGAUCCUCCUGCAAGUGAUGUAGAACUUGUACCAAAGAAGAUCAAAGAUGCGAAAGAGGGAGGUCCAGCAUUUCACUGUGACCUUUGUGAUAUAGAACUAGUUUACAAGAUAGCUCAAGCAUUCUUACCAGGUUUAGCUACAGCUUGUGUCGACAAUACAACAGGUGAUGUGUUCAGGUCCCCUGGUUCAGUGGCUGCAGAAAUUAGAAAAGAAAUGGUGGACUAUCUCACACAAAGAAGUGAAACUUUUGUGGCUGAAUCUGUUGUCUUGGAAUCUGGUCCAGAGGCAGAAGCAUCUGACCAUCCUUACGAUAUCAUUGCUUGUUUUAUUGAUGACUUUACGAGUUCAAAGAGGAAUUUGUUUAGUCGAGUUUCGGGAUGGCUACUAAGUGACAAGAGAGAAGACAAGAUAGAUGAUUUUGCACAAGAAAUGGAAAUUAAUGGGUUUUGGUCAAUAGACAAGAGAGAAGCAAUUGUACAAACUUUACUGAAAAAUGUUGACUUCAAGAAUGCAUUUCACUGUGACAUGAAAUUUGAGUCAGUGGAUGAACUUGCUUUGCAUGUCUCAGCUUGUGGCUAUAGAUUAAUGAACUGCGAAAAUGAGGGGUGUAAUGCUAGAUUUUCAGCUAAUCAAGCAGAGAAGCAUGAUGCAGUUUGCCCUUUCAAGAUAAUUCCAUGUGAACAAGGGUGCUCAGAUAGCAUCAUGAGGCGUGAGAUGGACAGACACUGCAUAACUGUCUGUCCAAUGAAGCUUGUGAAUUGCCCUUUCUAUGCAUCAGGUUGCCAAUCAGCCAUACCUCAUUGUAAGAUUGAAGAACAUCGCUCCACAAACCUCCAUUCUCACUUGCUAUAUAUUCUUCAAGGCAUUCACAAGGAAGCAUCUGUGGAGGUUCUUAAAGAACGGGUUGAGCAACUGGAAAAGUCAUCUUCUGGUAAGCUAGCAGACAUCCGAGACGUGAGAUCUCUAACAUUCAGAGUCAAGGAUCUUGAUGCACGGCUUGGACCCUUGGUAGUUACUGCAACAAACAAAAUUAAUGAAGAAGCCACAGAGGCAGCAGCAAAGCUUGAAUCUGUAGAAGUCAGUGACACAAACAAGGAUAUUGAAAAAGCUGUGGAAACUGAAGUCAAAUAUUCAGAAGCAAAGCCUCCAUCAUUAGAAAUUACUCCAACAAACAAAGAUAGCGAAGAAGCCACAAAAACUGAAAUCAAGGAUUCUGAAGCAAAGCUGCAGUCAUUAGAAGUUGCACCAACGGACAAAGAUAGUGAAGAAGCUUUAAAAAUUGAAGUCAAGGAUGCUGAAGGAAAGCCUCAGUCAUCAGAAGAUUCUACAACAAACAAAGAUAGUGAAGAAGCUGCAGAAAGAAUAGUUAAUGAUUCUGAAGCAAGGCCUCCAUCAUUAGAAGUUACUCCAACUAGCAAGGUUAAUGAAGCAGCAAUUGAGAAUUCAGUCAAGGAAGUUGAAGAAACACUUCGGCCUUCAGAAGUUCACGCGACAAACAAAGCUAGUGAAGAUGAAGGUAUGGAGACUUCGGAACAUAUACCUACCAAAGUUGAAAGGUGAGGUGCGAAUUGUUGGCUAAUAGUUCUUUAACCAGCCAUAUACAUUUCAGAUACACAAGUGCAUGUGGUUGUUUCCCUAUAUCCUUUCUUUCUGUUGAAUUUUGGGGUUAUGUUCAAUACCCUUCUUACCUUUUUGUUAGCUUACAUGCAAUUUUUUACCGUACUUUUCAUUACAAUUUUGAGAGAUUAAACAGGAAACUCGCUUCUUCUCUGCUUUAUAAAGGAAAUUCACAGGGGAGAUCUAGCUUGAUGAUCCAUCUAAUACAAUUACCUAGACAAUUAUUUUUCUUUUCUUUUCAUUUUAAGUUUGUUUUCCUUCAAGAAAGAGAGGAAAAUGCAGAAGGAAAGGAUCAGAUGAACAAAAUUUGGAUGCUUUUGUUCAAAAUUUUGUCUUGUCUUUUUUGCAUGUACGGUUUUCACUUC
Molecule: messenger RNA, 2202 nt
Organism: Theobroma umbraticum
Lineage: Eukaryota; Viridiplantae; Streptophyta; Magnoliopsida; Malvales; Malvaceae
Product: TRAF-like superfamily protein
Molecular function (GO): zinc ion binding
Source: RefSeq, a predicted model, not a curated record